Cantharellus anzutake is the source of this 1371-nucleotide messenger RNA. Its product is annotated as S-adenosyl-L-methionine-dependent methyltransferase. Bases 139 to 1332 code for a protein of 397 amino acids. The transcript has 5 exons. Lineage: Eukaryota; Fungi; Basidiomycota; Agaricomycetes; Cantharellales; Hydnaceae. The record is from RefSeq and is a predicted model, not a curated record. Gene Ontology annotation, biological process: tRNA processing. Gene Ontology annotation, molecular function: tRNA (uracil(54)-C5)-methyltransferase activity, S-adenosyl methionine-dependent.
CGGGCUCGCGUAUAUCGGCAUUCACGAUUGCAUUCCUACGCUGAUCUACUGGAAGUUAUAACGCCCAACCUCGAGCUGAGGGAUGACUCGCUCGUUCGUUGCAGAUACUUUGGGACCUGUGGUGGAUGUCAAUACCAAAUGAUCCCGUACCAUCAGCAGUUAGCUUUCAAGAGGAGGGUAGUGGAGAAAGCUUACGCUACAUAUUCCGGGCUGAACCCUGACCAGGUCCCUGCAGUCCUUCCGACUAUUCCCUCGCCAAAUCAGUAUGGAUACCGAACCAAAAUUACACCUCACUUCGACGCACCUCCGAAAGGCAAAAAAACAGAAGCUCAAGGGGCAUCUGGUAGCACCGAUCCACUGCGGAAAGAAUGGGAACUUCGAAUAGGGUUUGACCAGAAAGGUCGUCGGACGGUUAUGGACAUUGAGGAAUGUCCAAUCGCAACAGAUGUGCUCAAUAAAGGCUUAGAAAUUGCACGAAAAAAUGUCCAGCAGACUAUCUCGACCUACAAGAAGGGCGCAACACUUCUCCUUCGUGAUUCACUAGCCGUACCCGUGUGGGAAACCAACCUAUCCAAUGGGGAGGAGGCGUUUACAAAGAGCGUGAUAGCGGAAACAGAUGAUCAAGAUGAGCGACAUUAUUGCAUCACAUCCCACAAGGCCACAGUGCGGGAGCGCGUGGGCGAUACGUUAUUCGAGUUCUCCGCCGGAUCCUUCUUCCAAAACAACAACUCGGCUCUAGAACCCCUUACCUCGCAUGUUCGCGAUGCGAUUUUUUCGUCCAGCGAAGGAGAGGCCCUCGAGCCAGGCUCGACAAUCCGCAAGUCCCCAACUCACCUCGUAGACACAUACUGUGGCUCGGGCUUAUUUUCUCUAACCCUCUCUCCGCAUUUUUCCCACGUGGCUGGGAUCGAAAUAGACUCUGCUGCGAUACGCGCUGCCCAACACAACACAAAUCUCAAUGGGCUUUCGCUCUCAAAGCACAAAUUUCAUGCAGGCAAAUCCGAAGACAUCUUCGCCUCAGUUUUGUCCUCUUCAGAAGAAACAUUCCCGCCUGAUGACACUGUUGUUGUGGUUGAUCCACCUCGGAAGGGUUGCGACGAGGCGUUCAUAGAUCAGGUUGUGAGCUUCGGCCCUAGCGUGCUGGUGUAUGUUAGCUGCAAUGUUCAUACACAGGCAAGGGAUGUGGGUAUGUUGAUAAGAAAAAUGGAGGUCAAGAGUGAGGGCAGCUAUGUAUUAGACAGUUUGCGAGGAUUCGAUCUCUUCCCGCAAACUGCGCACGUUGAAAGUGUUGCUGUUCUCCGUAGAGUUGUCGUACAUUCGGUGUUUCAUUAAUGAUUACCAAUGCUGAGAGUGUCAUGCUUACAUCAUUCA